CGUGGGGAAGGCACAUAGGAGGCUGUGAAAGGCCAAAUUGGAGCGAGGAGGGCACCUAGCAUGUAGCGCCGAUAAUCAGAAUCAUGAACUGAUCACGCGUGAUUUGCGGGCUGAUCACUUCCUCCAUCAGCUUACCUAUCAGGGCCGCGGCAAGCUUGAAGACUGCCAAGGACCAAGCUGGCUCAUCUUGCCCACGUCAACCCCCCCCGCUGCCCACUUUGGUCGAAGCUGUGCCCACCGACGAAAGGAUGACCGGACAAUCCGUUCCUGACUAUUACACCCUGCUGGGUGUCAAGCCGAGCUCUUCCAAAGAAGAGAUCAAAUCGUCCUACAAACGACGUUCCCUUUCCACUCAUCCGGAUCGUUUCCCAAACGCCAGCGCUUCCGAGCGUUCCACCUACACUGCUCGAUUUCAGUCUCUAGCGGAUGCCUACUACGUUCUUUCGGACGAUGCUAGACGAGCAGAGUACGAUACGCUGAGAAAGGAGUAUGGUACGAGCGACGAUGGAGGAGUGGGCAUGGAUGCUCAGGACGUACCGGGCGGCAUGCACUGGAGCGACGAUCCGUUCGAGAAUCAGCAGAGCAGUAAAAACUUCUUUGAGAGCUUUAAAGGUUUUGCUGGAUUUGGAGCAGGCGCUGGUGCCGCGAAUGAUCAAGCGGGACCAUCUAGCGCUGGCAGCUCGACGACAAACGCAGGGCAGGGUCAACCUCAAGCUGACCAAGUAUUCGGAUCAGUCUUUGAAGAACUGCUCAGACCCGAGGUGGAGAGGGUGGCGCCCAUUUGGAAAUGGGUAGGAUCAGCCUCGGGCGCAGGGCUGGGUUUCAUCAUCGGAAACAUUCCGGGUCUGGUGGCAGGUGCUUUCGUGGGCAACAAAUUGGGCGCUAUUAGAGACGCAAAAGGCAAGUCCGUGGGACAAGUAUUUAUGACGCUGAAUACUAGUCAGAGGGCAGAAGUGCUCAAAGCGCUGGCGGUCAGGGUGCUCGGGUCCAUCUAGCUCGAUCAAGGACAAGCUCUUUACAUCAUCACGGUUCUCCUACCAAGUCAUCAAUAAGCUCGCAUUCCCGUCAGCCUCGACGAUCACCUGAAAAGAAGCCCAGGCCAUGCUCUCGCGACGCCUUAAAUGCCGCUGUUGGAGUCAAAGUCCACGUUGCCUCUUUUUCCUUUCACAAAUCGUCUAACCCUGUUGAGCCAGGAUCAAGGCUCGCUCACCGUCCCUUGUACAUGCAGCCGUGCUGCUGCUGUCCGUCUCUCGCGCUUCUCCAUACCCCAAUCAAUCAGAUCAAUCAUCCUCUCAUGUUCAAAGAUGCAUAUGGCGUGGAUGCGCUGGGUCGAGGCUGGGGUCAAAUGCAUAAGUGAGC
Molecule: messenger RNA, 1359 nt
Organism: Ceraceosorus guamensis
Lineage: Eukaryota; Fungi; Basidiomycota; Exobasidiomycetes; Ceraceosorales; Ceraceosoraceae
Product: DnaJ-domain-containing protein
Exons: 3
Coding region: 249-995 (248 amino acids)
Cellular component (GO): nucleus; cytoplasm
Molecular function (GO): protein-folding chaperone binding; protein folding chaperone
Source: RefSeq, a predicted model, not a curated record